Lutzomyia longipalpis is the source of this 10223-nucleotide messenger RNA. It is a transcript of the gene sm, whose product is annotated as heterogeneous nuclear ribonucleoprotein L. NCBI's taxonomy places the organism in Eukaryota, Metazoa, Arthropoda, Insecta, Diptera, Psychodidae. The record is from RefSeq and is a predicted model, not a curated record. Gene Ontology annotation, biological process: regulation of RNA splicing; mRNA processing. Bases 661 to 2121 code for a protein of 486 amino acids. The transcript is spliced from 12 exons. Gene Ontology annotation, molecular function: mRNA binding. Gene Ontology annotation, cellular component: nucleus.
UUCAGCCACGCACUUUGUUCAGUGAUGACGGUGGUAGCAGGUUCUCGUGCAAGAAUCCAAUAGGAAAACCCCACACAGAGAGAGUGUUUGAGAAAGAGAGAGGAAUCAAGUUGUAAAACCGUGUGUAUCCCCACUGGAAAAUCAUCCAUUUCCCCGGGUGUUUUUGGUGGUGCAACAAGGAAAUCUCCUGAGGAAGCAGCUGCAGCAUCUCACAGAGUUUCUUUUUUGGGAGAGAAUUUUCUUGGCCGUGCGGUCUCGCGCAUUGCUUGGACGGAAGGAACGAAAAAAAAAACCAAAUUGCAUGGACUGUCGUGAAAAAGACUUUUCUGUGUGAGCGAGAAGGAGUGUGUGUGUUUGAGAAUUUUCCUUGUUGUGUGUAUUGGUGAAAAGUCCCGUGGAAUUUGCAGCCAAAAGUGUGUUUGUUUGGUGGAAAAGCACUGGGAAAUUCUUUUUCCAACUCUUCAAGUUUUUUCUCGUGGUUGAGGGGGGUACACAGAGAGACCCACGGGUGUGGACUCGGUGCGGUGAAGAGCGAGGAACACUCUCAAAAGGCGGGGGUGUGCGAAAAAAAGUGCGUACGAAACGGGGGGUUUUCCAAGCAACAUAACCCAUCAAGAGUGAAUUUUCACACCGACAAGAGGAGAAAAGAAGGGAAGCACAAUGGCGUUCAAUGGUGGAAACAGCGGCGGCACAAGUGCCAGCAGCGGCGGCUCCGACGGCCCCCACAACAAGCGACUCUGCACCCGAAAUUCGACAGACGCCACCACUGAGGGUGGUCACAGCAACAACAAGACUAUCAUUGGAAACAAUACAGCAGAUGAGCCAAGGAGGAAAAGACACGAUUUGGCCAGACCAAAUCACAUUCUACUAUUCACAGUCAUCAAUCCUCUUUAUCCAAUCACAGUGGAAGUUCUUCACACAAUUUCACAUCCAUACGGCCAAGUGCAGCGCAUUGUGAUAUUUAAGAAGAAUGGCGUCCAAGCGAUGGUUGAAUUUGACAGUAUUGAAUCCGCCACAAGAGCCCGUGAUAAUCUCAAUGGAGCUGACAUCUAUUCGGGAUGCUGCACACUCAAGAUUGAUUACGCAAAGCCUGAGAAGUUGAAUGUGUAUAAAAAUGACAGCGAUACGAGCUGGGAUUUCACGUUAACUGUGAAAGAAGUGGGAAAUGGGAGAUCACCUUUACUGCAAGAUCCCCUCUAUGGAUCACGUCCACAGCCAUACACGAAGACAAUGGGUGAACCAGUAGCCAGAAAGAACAAACCACCACUUCUGGGUCCAGGAUCAACGACAUUUCCCGGAUAUGGACCAUCGGAGUUCCAUCAAACCACAGAGAGUUGGAAACAGGCACCAACACAUGCGGGGAUUAUCAAAGAAACACCCGGAAUGGGACCUGCGGCGAGGAAUCCCAGUGUGAAUUUUGUAUCACAGGGACAACAGCAGGGUGCUGUGAUGAUGGUGUAUGGUCUCGAUGGGCAGACAUCUAAUACGGAGAAGCUCUUCAAUUUGGUCUGCCUAUAUGGGAAUGUUGCUAGGAUAAAAUUCUUGAAAACCAAAGAAGGAACCGCCAUGGUUCAAAUGGGAGAUUCCGUGGCGGUUGAGCGAUGUGUGCAACAUCUCAAUAACAUUCCCGUCGGUAAUAAUGGCAAAUUACAGAUUGCCUUCUCGAAGCAAAAUUUCCUGUCUGAGGUCACGAAUCCAUUCAGUCUUCCAGAUCAUACGCCCAGCUUCAAAGAAUUCACAGGAUCAAAGAAUAAUCGCUUCCUAUCGCCAACACAGGCGAGCAAGAAUCGUAUUCAACCGCCGAGCAAGAUUUUGCACUUUUUCAACACACCACCGGGACUCACCGAGGAGCAAUUGAUAGGGAUUUUCAAUAUUAAAGAAGUUCCACCGACCGCCGUGAGGAUGUUCCCACUCAAAACGGAACGCUCAUCGUCUGGCCUAAUUGAAUUCUCCAGCGUAGCUCAGGCUGUUCUGGCCAUCAUGAAGUGCAAUCAUGUACCCAUCGAGAGUAAAGGCACUAAAUUUCCAUUCAUCAUGAAGCUGUGCUUCUCAUCGUCCAAAAGCAUGAAUGGCACAUGGUCAGCUGAGAACAAUGGCGAGAAGAUGAAUGGGGAGAAUUAGGCGGUAUGUUGCACCUGGAGAUGCAAAUGCAAAAUAAAAAAAAGAAAAACCCCGUCUCACAUCGGAAGCAACAAUUGUACAUUUAGACGGUAUAAAAAAAAUCAUACAUCAAUGAUGUAUGCUAUUCAAAGGAGACUACAUAUAUACAUAUAUAUUAUACAUACUGACGACAUUGAGAUUGUUUUAUCUCGCGGUGUUUAAAUUUUAGUUUAAUGAAAGGAAUUAAAGAAAAAAAAAAGAUAAAUGAAGAAAUCUCUUAGAGAUAAGAGAUGUUAAAAGGAAUCAUUAUUAUGCAUACUCCUAACAGCAAUAUAUCAUGUUUUGGAAACAAACAAAAAAAAAACAUUUUAUUGACAAAAUACUGAGAAAAAAAAUUAACCAUAUCAAAAAAUGGUGAGACACCGAAAUUUGUAAUAAUGUUAUGUCGUGAAAAACACAAAUAAUAAUUUUAAAAUUAUUUUUAGUAAAUCUACAAAGAUUUUUUUUAUUUGUAUUUGUGAAAUGAUGAAAAUACAAAAAAAAAUAAUGCGUGUGUAUCGAAAUUGGAGGUUUUUUUUUUGUAAUAAACUAACAACAGAGUAUUUCUUAAAUAUUUGUGGUAUAAAAAAUGUACAUUAAUUUAAUUUUCAUUUAGCAUUUUACUCCCUUUAUCCUCUUAUAUCGUACCUUUUUUUUUAUUUUUCAAUAUUAUUGCAAUAUAUUAUACAAUUCUACAAUGAAUUUAAUUUUUUUUUUAAUGAAACUUAGCGGCUAAAAAAAACAUGUGGAAUAUCGAAAUGUGAAGUGCAAGACAUCACAAAAAAUAAUUAGCAAUUAAUUAGUUCCUUUUUUUGUUAUAUAUUUAAUUGAAAAAAAAUUGUUCUUUGCGUAGUGUUCUUUUUUGUGCAUUAACUUAAUUUAUUUACUUGUUAUACAUGAGUUUUAUGUGAGGUUUUUAUUCGGAAAAUUAAGCGUGGGAGAACGAAUGGGGAGGGUUGUUUGAGUGCGCAAUCAACAACAUUUUGAGAAAAUAAAAGAUUUUUUUAGUUUGUUCUUUAUUUUAUUGCAUUAAAAAAGUAUUUUCUCGUAAUGCCGUGUUUUUCAUUUUGAGAGAAAAAAAUAUUCUCAUAAGACGUCCGAAAAAAAAUUGAUUUAUUUAUAAAUUACUCCUGCUCAUUUUUUUGUUAUUGUUUAUUUAUUUUUCCUUUAAGAAAUUACAAAAAUAUAUAUAUUUUCCCCAUUUUUUUUUUAUUUAUUUAUCUUAACACGUGAUUCUGAGCAAUGAGAAGAGAUGCUGAAAAAAAUGGCAAAAUACACCAACAACACUAUAGUGAGAAAAUGAGAAAACCUUAAUUGAUUGGAAAGUAUUAUUAAAAGUUAAUCACUUUAUUAAUGUGCUAAAAGAAUUAAAGAAAAAAAAAUAGUUAAAUAACAAAAGAAGAAUGAAUAUUAUUUCUAACAUAUCUCUGAAAGAAAAUGUAGAAUUUGCGCUACAAUGGCGUAAUUAAAUGAGAAUGAAUAUUUCAUGAGGAAUAAUAAAAAAAAAUCUAUGGGAAAAUAAGAAAAAAAAAUACACGUGGUCCAAUAUUUAAAAAUGAAGAAAUAUCACUAUAGAGAAAAGCUAAAUGAAACAAAAUAUUAAGAAAAAAAAAACAUCUAAAUAAAAACCCUUAGAGAAGAUUUAAUGGAAGUGUACAUAGAACCACUUUUAACUUUUUUGAUGACUCACCAGAGUUUUAAUAUAUUAUUAUUAUAAAAAAAAACUAAAUUACAUACUCUCUUUACAAAGAAAAAAAAGAAUAGUAAAAAAAGAAAAGAAAAGAUGAGAACAAGAACCUAUUUAGGAGGGCGAUAAGAGAAUUAUUGUGUAAUUUUUAAAUGAGAAUUUUUAAAAAUAACAAGAACUUAAAAUAGUGCAAAAAAGUAAUUAUGAAAGUCGUGCAAUAUUUUCUGAAAAUGAAUUUAGAAUGGAGACGGUGUGACACACAAAAAAAAACGAACCAAUUUGUUAAGAGCAUGAAAAUGAUAUCACACAAUAAAUUCACGUCAAACAAGAUUUUUAAAUGAAAAGAAAAAGAACUAUACCUAUCAAAAAAAAAGAAAGAAACAUAUUGAGAAAUUUGUGAUUGGGCAAACAUAUCACAAUAAAAAAAAAUUUAUUUAAAUAUCCAAAUUCUUGACGUGAUUCUUUUUUUGAAAAAUAAUUUUCAAAAUCUUUAUCUAAAAUUCUUCUUUUUUUUAUCCCGGGUUUGACGAACACGACCAGAAAACAAAUACAAAAUAUUUCAGUAAUUUUAUUGAAUAUUUAAAAUUAAAACAAAAAUCUUUUUUAACGGAAGAAAUUCAACAAUAAAAUCGUAUCACACAGAAAUACAAAAUAUAAAAAAAGAAUAAUUCUGUGUACCAUAGAAGCAUAUCUUUGUAGUGUUUUAGCAAAAUGACGGGAAAGGUUUGAAGGAAAAAAAAGAUUAAGAAGUGUAAAUGAAUUUUAAGCGAUAAUUUGAAAAAAAAAAUAUCCGUUUUAGAUAAAAGAAAAAUUAACAAAGAAACUCAAAGAAAACUUACCACAGUUGGAUGUUUUUAAAUCGAUGAUUUUGACGGAUUAAAGGAUUUUUUUGACCAAUUAAAAAAAUUAAAUUUUCCCUGGAAAAUUUUGCAUUAUUUUUUUUUGUUUACUAAUCAAAACAAAUUAGAAAAAAAAUACGUAUAGAAGGAAAAAAAUUCGCCUCCUAAUGUCUGGCCUAAAAGAAAUUCUAAUUCACGGAGUUUAUGAGAAAUAUUUAGACAACCCCAAGAAUUUACGAAAAACAAAAACAAAAAAUAUCCAGAACGAAAAACCAGCCAUUUAAGGUCUUUUUUACAAAUUGAAAAAAAUACACCGAAUGGUGAAAAAUAAUAUUUGAAAAACAAAUUGAGAAAAAUCACACGAAAUUUCUUGCUACUCACCCCACCUAUAACAAAAAAUCAUGAUAUACAUACCUACCAAGAAAAAAAAAUGAAUAUAACCAGAAACUUUGAAAAAUGAAUUUUUAAAGACGUAAAAAAAAUUCAGAAAAGUGGAAAAAUCAAUUGAAUGUGAAGAAAAGAGAUUUUUAAAUAAGAGAAAAGAAAGGAUUUAUAUUUUAAGCUUAUCUUUCAAAGUUUAAUGGUAAAGAAAAGAGAGAUAGAAGCAAAGCAUAAUGUUUAAAUAGUCCCACAUAAAAAAUAGCAUGAUGUAGAAUUUAAAAAAAAAGAAGAAAAAAUUAACUUUUUCCAUCCCACAUCCCCACUAGAAAAAUCCAGAAAAAAUUUGGAUCUCUGGGCGAAUUUCCCAAUAGCGAAAAAUAUUAUUUUUCCCAUUUAAAAGAGAUUCACCUCCCACCCUUCACCCCAAAAAUGUGUAAAUAGUGGCCAAUGAUAAAGGCAAUACGGAUGAAAUACCGGAAAGAUAUCCAAACAAUGAAGAAAAAAAAACUAUCCAACUGUUGCUGUUCUUUUAACAUAAACACUAUAACUAAAAAAAAACAAAGCUAUAAUAACGUUUAAAAAAAAUGAGAAGAAAAAGAUAAAUGAAUCAUGAAAAUAAUGUAUUCACAAUGAUAACGAAGAAAAUAUGAUAAAAAUAUGUGUUUUAAAAGAAUCUUAAACUCUAUUUAAUGAAAAUGGUCUAAAAAAAAAACUUCUGCAAAUUUUUCUUUUAUUGGUCAAACGACAGAGAAGUUCUUUGCAAAAUUUACCUGUUUUCCUUUAAACGAAUAAAGUUUGCAGUAAAAAGUAUUUUUUCUUAUCCUGAUUGAAGCAUGGGAAAGAUCUUCUUUAUAUUUUCUCAAUUUAUUUUCAUGUGUGACGUUUCGAGGGCGUGGGUUUCUCUCUUCUUCGGGCAAUGAAUUGGCGGGAAAACAAAGUAAAUACAAAAAUCUAUCAAUACACAGUGCGCAAAAUCGAUCCACAUCAAUGCCAUGUAAAACGCAAACUUAUCAUUCUUUUUUUUUCUUAUCAUUUCUCGGGGUAAUAUUCUACAUCUCUGUAUAGGAGAGCUUCAUUACUUCAAGAUCGUCGAAAGAAAACUUGAAAAAAUAUUUUCUUUUGAGAGAAAAUUAAAGUCAAACUUUUUAGGUUAGAAACCUCGAUCCUCCAAUUGUUAAAUAAUAAAAAAAACACUUAAAUCAUUUUUUUUUCAUUUUUCAAAAAAAAAAUCUUGAAACAAGGGGUGUUUAUCUGAAUGAAAUUAUUCGGAUCUUCGGAAAUAUUCGGAAUAUUGGCUAAUAUUCGGUUAAUUUGCCAGAGAAAUCAAAAUAUUGAUUUUUAGACUCUUAAUGGCUUAGAUUGAGAAAUAGAAUCCUAAAAAAAUAUUUAUUUCAAACCUUAUAAGAACUAAAUUCAAAUUGAAUGGUAAUUUCACCCCUAAUCAUGCUAAAUUCAAGCCUAAAAGAGCUUAAAAUUGAAGAAUAAAAAUAUUUUUUAGGCAUAAAAAGGCAGAGAUUGAGGAAUAAAAGCGAAUAUAUAUUCUUUCGAAUAUAAUAAUAUUCGAAAGAAUCACAGCUAAGAAUAUAUAAUUUAGGCCUAGAAAGAACAAAAAGUAGUAAAUUCAAGCCCAAAAGCCCUAAAAGUAUUUGGUUUUCAACCCUAAAAAGGCAAUCUCAAAUCUCAAAAAGCUUUAAAAAAUAUUACAUAAUUAAUGUCUAAAAAAGACUAAAAUUGAAGUUUAAAAGGUAGUUAAUUCAAGCUAAAGAGUUGUCAAUUCGAGCCAGAAAGUAGUAAAUUUAACCCAAAAAAAGGCUAAAUUCAAGCCGAUAUUAUAUUUAGUUUUCAAGCUCAAAAUUUCAAUGAUCAAGGAACAAAACUUAUUAAAAAAAAAACUCAUUAAAGCUUAAAAAAGGACUAAAUUCUAACCGAAAAGUAGUAAAUUCAACCCAAAAAAGACUAAAUUCAAACCAAAAUUUCCUAAAUACGUUUUUUGAUUUUUUCUGUUUUGAAUUAAUCGGUUUUUAGCAAAAGAUGUUCAUGUGAAGUCAAAUAUUCAGAUCUUCGGAAAUAUUCGAAUGAUUCGCUUAAAAACACAAAAUAUUCGCCAGAUAAACACCCCUUGUCUUGAAAUUUCUCACAGGAAUUUCUAGAAAUUUUCCAUCAGUGCAAUCCAUUAGAAUCUAACGAAAACAAUUUCUCCCCAGAGAGAAUUUUUUAGCCACUAAUCUUGUGCUCGCCAAUUCAUACUACUAAAUAUUGCAAUGAGAAAAUAAAAAACAAAAACUCAUUAAAAUGUUUUAUCCUGACAUAAAUAGAUUUUCUAUUAUCCGGAGCUUAGAUUGGAAAGGAAAACCAUUAAAAAAGAAUAUUAGAAAAAGUUAAAUUCUUUAUUAUAUUUCUAAGAAAUUAUUUUUAUAUCUCUCAUUUUUCAUUUUUAUUUUUAUCUACGAAUAAAUCGCUUGACCAGUGAAAAGAUAAAUUUGCACUUAAAAAAAACUGUUAGAAAUGUGUGUAAUAUAUUUAAGGGACGAAAUGGAGGUUGAUAAAUGAUGUGAGAAAUCAACUAAAAAAAAGUAAGUUUAGCAAAAAGAGAGGAAGGAAGUAAAAGAAAAAAACAAGGAGAUAAAUGAGGAAAAAAUUGACAAUAGUUUUUGAACGUGACUAAAAAAAAAACCCUAAACAUAUCUCUUCGAUGGAAGUUAAAAAAAAAUCAUGGGAAAAUUGAUAAUGACUUUUUUUUUCUAAAUACUAAAAAACAAAUACUUAAAAAAUGUAUGUCUGUGUGUACUUAAUGAUGAAAAAAAAAACAUUUCAAUGUGUAUUUUACAUAAAAGAAAAAUUUGCCAUUGGUAAAAACAAGGGAAGUUUAAGAAAAAAAAAGCAAAAGAAACUGGGAAGAAAGAAGCUUUAGAGAGGAACAAGUUGCAUUGAAAAAAAUAAUAUUGUCUCUUCUAAAUGCGAUUUAAAAGAAUCUUUUCCUUGCAUUCUUCACCCACCUUUAAACAGUACCUUCACUGUUGAAAAUCUAUUUAGAAAAGAAACAAAAGAGAAAUAAACUUUAAAAAAAGAGAUUUAAAAAAAUAGAAGGAGAAAAUUUAGAUAAAACGCAUCUUUCCCCGUGAAAAACAAUUAUUAAAAAAAAAAGAAAAUAAACCCAUGGCAAAUCAUGAGGAGGGAAAUAUAAUAUAGUUAAAAGAAAAUUAGAUUUAAAAACAAACAAAAAAUAUAUCUCUGUGCGCUUUUUUUCUAACAAUUUAGUGAUUUUACUAAAAGCUGAGGAAUUAAAAGGUAAAAAAAAUAACAAUAAAACUAACAGAAAAAAUACCAAAAAACGUCUAUACUAAUAUAUAUCAUUUAAAAGAAAAGAAAAACAAAAUAAAAAAACCAUCAUUGUCGUCAUUUAAACUUCCUCUUUUCCCCACCCAAAACUACAUUUAAAUAAAAAGAAAAAAUCCAAAAGAAUUCACGUGUAAUUAAACAAAAAAAAAAUUAUUGUAAUAAAUGAAUAUGUAAGAGAAUUAAGAAGAAAAAAAAAGAAAGAAAAAAGUGGGUAAGCGUCAAUUAUUAAAAAAAAAAAUGUGCCUCUUAGAAAGAACUCCAGAAAAAAACCACAGAUUGGCUGAGGAAAAAGGAACCAAUUGAACCGACUCUUUCAUAAAAUCGUCAUUAAUUUAAAAAAAAAAUUAUUUUGCGCGCCAAAGAUUACAAAAUACAACCAAAAAUUAAAGUAUUUUGCAAAUUAAAAAAAAAAAUCAUCAACAAAAAAAUAUUUUCAUUUUUCUUAUGCAGACUCUUGAUUUUCCUCCAAGAAGAAAAUGAAGGGAAAACAAGGAAAAUCAAGAGAUGAAAUAUGUGCCAAAGUGUGAGAGUUUUUCUCAAUGAAAUGUGCUUCAAAUAAAUCUCCACAGCCCCCUUAGCUAACCCCCCCCCCUUCCCCGUGUCAACCAAUCUGUGGUGAAAUUGUAGAUGCUUAUUGUCUGAUAAGAAUUUUUUUUCUUAAAGAAAAUAGAAAAGAAAAUCAUAUAGAUUAAAAAUUGAACGUGAGGGAAAAAUAUGGUGUCGACAAGAAAAUUAUUUAUGGGAGGAUAUUUUGUAAUGAAACAUCCUUCAUUUUGGAUUUUCCAUUUAUUUCCUCUUCCUCCCCCAUUUAAAAAUCCUUUUAAAAAUAAAUAAAUAAUAUUAUUAUUAUCUUAUAAUUUAGAUGAAAUAAACAUUAAAAAAUACAUAAAGAAAUCAAACCCAAAAAAAAAAACGCAAACACAAAAAUUGGCACAACGAAUUUAAAGAAAUAAAUAAAAGAAUGAUUGAAAAUGUAGAAAUAUUUUACAAAACAAAAAGUAGAAUUAUUUUAUGUAGAAAUUUUUUUUCAAUGAUGAAAAAAAGGAAACUUCUUUUAGUGAAUUAAUUUCUUUGAGUUGUUAGAUGAAAGAAGGAAGAAUUGUUGUAAUUUCUCUGUAGUUAUUGUAAAUUGUAUCUAAAGAAAAAUCUUUUCAUUUUCAUAGACAAAAUUUUGUGUGAGAAGAAGAAAAAAAAUAAUCAAAUUUGUUAUUUAUUAGAAGAAGAUAAAAAAAAUCAUAUUAGACCUUUAAAAUUGAUGGAUUUUUUGUUGUUCGAUGAAAGAAAAAAAAUUAGUCAAAAAUCAUGACAUAUUUCUUUUGAUUCGAGGUCACAGAGUGCAUUUCUUUGAGUGAAAAUUCGGGAAAAAUAUUUACUAAAAUUUUGAAAAGAAAUUCAAUUCAUUAUUCAAAAUAUUUUUCUCGUUAAUUUUUAUUCUUCAUCUCCUGCCAAAGUUUGAUGAAAUUAUUAAACAAAAUUUGAAUAAUAAUUUUUUUUAAACACAUUCAUUAAUACAAAACACACGCAAAAUAAAAAAAUAAUUCUCACUCAAAAAACAAACUAUUGAUAUAAGAAAAGCCAAAAUAAAAAUAAUUGAUUUUUGUUGCUGUUUUUUUUUAGAGGAGAGUUUUAGCAAAACAAAAAGAGGCAAACAUUUAACAAAAAAAAAUUGCGACGGAUGAAGAACAAAAAAAAAUCCUAGAUGAUUAGUGGAAUAAAUAAAAUUGAAAAAAAAAAUAAUCAAAUUAUCGCAUAUUAACUUUAAAAAGAAAUAUUAAAACUAAUUGAAUAUAUACUUUACAUAAUUAAACAUAAUACACACAUUUUGAAUGACAGUAAAA